AUGCAAAGACAAGGACCUUCAAGGUUUAUGACAGAUGCACCCAUAACAUCAGCCUUAUCCUUAAAUGCAAGUCAAGCAACAGCAGGAGGUACAACAACAACCUUAGCUUCACAAAAUGCCUUUUUAUCUAGUGUGGAAGAAGAUCAAAAUAAAAAAUUAGAUAAUGAAAUUGAAUUAAUUGUGACGAGUUUUCGCGAUAUUGUUAAAAGUCCUGGCUUUCAUGAAAUGGUUAGAAUGCCUGGCAGAUCUGAAGAUAGGUCCGUUGAUAAAGAUAAAUAUAGAAAUGCUUUGGAUGGUUUCCUUGUCGAGUUAAGAGCUGCAAGUUUGGUACGAUCUUGCGAAUCACUUUUAACAAUGACACAUGAUUUAAAAACGACCCUUUUGUUAAAUGAUACACAAACACUAAUGAAAUUACAUGAAGAUCGUAGAAAAGCACUCAAUGCUAGAACGUUAAAAAUAAAAUCAAAAAUUUUACAAUUAAACGAUGUUAUUAGUGAUGCUAUUUGGGAAAUGGAAAGCGUUUUAGGUGGGGGUCAACCAAAUGGUGCAAAUGGAAAUGGACGCAACUUUGGUUCCAAAAAGUCAAAAAAUAUGCAUAAUCGGUAUAAGGAACAUGUUUCAUCAAUAAAUAAUGAAUAUACAAGCGAAGAAAGUUUUUAUGAAGUCACAAAUCAAAAGGUUGAUGACAAUAAAGGUAGUAACAUCCCAAUGCCACUGAGUAUGUGGGAUUUUGGACAUUGUGAUCCAAAAAAAUGUUCAGGUAAAAAAUUAGUUAGAUUAAAUAUAGUAAAAGAAUUAAAAAUAUCAACCAGAUUUCGUGGGGUUGUAUUAAGUCCGGAAGGAAAGCAGGCAGUUUCACCGGCAGAUCGAGCAAUUGUACAAGAACAUGGAAUUGCUGUUGUUGAUUGUUCUUGGGCUAAACUAGACGAUGUUCCAUUUAGUAAAUUGAAAACUGGGAAUGAUCGAUUAUUGCCAUAUUUAGUAGCUACAAAUCCCGUAAAUUAUGGUCGCCCAUGGAAAUUGAAUUGUGUUGAAGCAUAUGCUGCUUGCUUUUACAUAACUGGGUUCAAAGAAUAUGCUCAAGAGUUAUUAUCAAAGUUUAAAUGGGGUCAUUCUUUUCUUACUCUAAACGGGGAGUUGUUAUCAAAAUAUGUACAAUGUGAAGAUAGUAUAGAAGUUGUUAAAGUUCAAAAUGAAUGGUUAAACCAUUUAAAAGAAGAAUAUUCUCAAGCUCGUGAAAAAG
This is a messenger RNA of Funneliformis mosseae, 1243 nucleotides long. The record is from the annotation of a GenBank genome assembly. NCBI's taxonomy places the organism in Eukaryota, Fungi, Glomeromycota, Glomeromycetes, Glomerales, Glomeraceae.